Messenger RNA from Dama dama (fallow deer), 2454 nucleotides. RefSeq names its product tektin bundle interacting protein 1 (gene TEKTIP1). Lineage: Eukaryota; Metazoa; Chordata; Mammalia; Artiodactyla; Cervidae. The transcript is spliced from 4 exons. The record is from RefSeq and is a predicted model, not a curated record. The coding region runs from base 1777 to 2454 and encodes 225 amino acids.
AUGCCCAGUGGGGCUGUCAGUCUGUCGAUGUGUUUGGCACUGAUGGUCUGCACUCACCAUAACCCCAGAGCAGCCUGAAUGUCACAAGCAGGCGGUGACAGGCUGAGGAGGCCACUUGCAGGUGGUCAACAGGGAGUGCCAGUGUCCCUGAAUGCCUGGAUCCCUGAUCUAUGCCAGUCCUUGCACCCCAGCUUGUGGCAGGUUCUGUGGGAGUGAGAAGGUGGACCCAGGGAUGGUGGGGUGAAUAGACAGCAAGGACUGACUCAGUGCCCUGGGCUUGGGGGUGGGGCUCGGGGGUUAGGACUUGUUUCGAUUGCUCCUAGACUGACAAAGGGGAAGGGUGUUAGUGACAGCUGAAGGUGAGACAGGGAGGAAAGCAACCAGGCUGGAGGGGCUGCGACACUGGAUGGGCCGUCCAGGUGGGGACCCCAGAGGGUCCUGAGAAGAAACGAGGUGAGGCCCCUGCAGUGAGCAGAUGCCCACGACUGGUGGUACAUCCUGUGAAGAUCUCUGUCCUGGGCAGUGGGGACGAGGGAGGCCAGAGUCCCCACUUGAGCAGCUUCUGUCGUGCAGGUGAGUGGACAGUCGAGUGUUAAGUGCAUGUGGCAGGCACAGCAUGAAGCAGGGGCAGGAGGCCUUGGGAAGAGGCAGCUCUAAGCCCAGGGCUGAGGUGGGAGCAAGGGUCCAGUGUGGGGCAUGGACACAGCCACGCUGAGGUGGUGCCCCAAGCCAUGGGCAUAGCUGUGCAAAGGCCCUGGGGCAGGACCAUGUUGGAGGAACAGAGGAGAGAGGCCUGUGUGUGUGGAGCAGAAUGAGCAAGUGGGCGAGAGGGAGGAGGGGAAGGAAGGGAGGGGAUGGGGGAGGUCAGGCAGGGCCUGGUGGGCUGAGGAGAGGAUUUGGGCUUUUACCCCCAAGGAGGUGGAACAGGACCAGGUUGCUGUGUGGAGACCUGGACACAGGUGGGAAGAGACCAGGGAGGAGGCUGUGCCCUGGCAGGUGCUGGCCGCACUGUGGCCACAAGCUGCUGGAGAUGGUGAAAGACAGCAGGUUCUGGAUUUGUUCAUUAUUGUGUGUGUGGUGAAAUGUGCAUAACAUAUUAAGGUGUACAAUUCAGUAUGUUUUUAGUAUGUAUACUACGUUGUGCUACCAUCAUCACUGUUCAGUUCCAGAAUUUUCCAUCCCCGAAAAGAAGCCCUGUCCCCAUCAGCAGUCACCCCCUCUUCCCCCUCCCCAGCCCCUGACAACCAGAAACCCACUCUGUGUCUGUGGGUAGGCCUGUUCUGGACGUUUCCCGUCAGUGGAGUCACACCCUGUGUGCCCUUCUGUGUCUGCUGCUCUCAACUGAGCGUCGUGCUUUCAGGGUCAUGUCAGGGCGUCACUCCACUCUGUGCUGAGACGCGCUCCGCGCAUGGAGGAAACCUGCGUGGGGUUUCUGUUCUGCGGUUGGUGGGCGUUUGGGUUGCUUCCACUCUGGCUGUGGUGGCUGGUGCUGUUGUGAACACACGUGUGUAGACUCUCUGGGUAGAGGCCUGGAUGCGGGGAGAAGGUGGGGCUGAGAUUGUGGAAGAGAAAUUCAGAAAGUUGGUUCUGUUCCAAGAUGCCCCUGUGGGGGUGUUGGGGGACAGAGAAGAGGCAAGUGGACCGAGCCCCAGGCCGGCCCAACCCAGGAGCUCCACCGCAGGCCCCUCUCCUGAGGGAGGGAGGCAGUGGCUUGGCUGAGGGCCAGUAGGCCCAGCUGUUGCCAGGACACUGGGGUGGCCUUUGUUGCUGUCAACAAUGGCCCCACAGGACUUGGAGGCAGGAGCCCCCAGGCACGCAGAGGCAGACAUGCAGACCCUGAGGCGGCAGGCUGCCUGGCCCUGUGUCCCCCGGGAGACCCUGGAAGUGGAUUUCCCUCCACCUCUCUACAGCGAUGACUACCUGUCCCAGGAGGGGCCCCGCUGGACUCCGGCCAUUAAGCAGGCCACGCGCUGGAAGUACACGCCCAUGGGACGCGAUGCGGCCGGCCAGCUAUGUUACACGGGCCUGACCAACUCGGACUCCCGGGAAGCCUGGUACACGCUCCCACGGGCUCCGGACAGCCCGUACCGUGAGGCUUAUUCCCGCUGGCACGGAUGCUAUGGCCACCGGGAGCGCAGCCUGCCUUCGGCCUACACCCAGCGUGUGCGGGAGACGGCCUGGUACGACCCCAUCAUCCCCGCACAGUACACAGACCCCAGCACUCGGUGGGGAAGCGUGCUGUGGAAGGACAGGCCCAUCAGGGGCAAAGAAUUCGCCGUCAACAGGCACCGCUUCGGGGUGGAACCGCUAUGGCGGGCGUCUGACUACGUGCGGUACUUGUCAGCGCCCCAGCGCCCGCGCUACACCACCCAGAACUACCGGCAGUGGGGCCUGGAACCCUACUGUCCCGCUACCAACCAGCGGCCCCCGCCUGUCUACACACCCAGUCACUGA